AUGGACUCCACAAGCUUGGAGCAGGCCUUCGGCCCUGCAUCUGGCCGGCGCAUGGGUGCGGAACGAUUGAGGAAAGCACUUGGCUACGAGGCCGGCGGAGCCGGGGGCAGCGACACGACGUGCUCGGAUUCGGAAGCGGAGACAAGCUGUGAGACGGAGUCGAUCGGUUCAAGCAAUGCCAUGCUUGCUCGAAACAGAGACACCGAGACCGCGAUUGCGACCGUCUCCACGCUUCCAGAGCUUGAGAUCGCCCUGGCACGGCAGCUUCGACGCUUCGACCAGGCGCUAGAAGCAACGGAGGUGGAUUGCCAGGAGCUCCAUUGCUACUUCGGCAUUGAUGCCGCGGAGUGGUGCAGGAAAGAUUUGCGCACAAAUGUCGCCCGACUGCUGGAAUCGCUGAGUGAUUUCGUGGUGCAGAUCAGAGGCGCCUGGGAAGACCUGGAGAAGCAUGCCCAGUCAAAGCACGGGCGGCUUCCUUCGGAGACCCCCCGGAAGACGCCGCGAAAGACGUUCAGGGAAGCCUCCUCGCAGCCGUCCCUGCAGCCAUCAGUACAGGAGCUGCAGACUAUUCGGCCGGCUGUUGCAUCUGUGCCGCAGGAUGCUGACCAACUGCGUGAGUGGCAGCGGCUAAAUCAAAUACGGGAGUGGCAUCGUCUCAUGUCCAUGUCCGGGAGUCGGUAA
Messenger RNA from Symbiodinium sp. CCMP2592, 681 nucleotides. NCBI's taxonomy places the organism in Eukaryota, Dinophyceae, Suessiales, Symbiodiniaceae. The record is from the annotation of a GenBank genome assembly.